This is a messenger RNA of Punica granatum (pomegranate), 2853 nucleotides long. Lineage: Eukaryota; Viridiplantae; Streptophyta; Magnoliopsida; Myrtales; Lythraceae. The record is from RefSeq and is a predicted model, not a curated record.
GCUUCUACACACGCGCAGAGACUAGCAAGGUGCGAUGGCAACUUAGCUAGAAUUGCUAUAACAAAUAAUCCCGAUUUCCCAUUCCAAUACCAAACAUGGAAAGAAAAGGAAAGCCGUAAGAAGAGAGAAUCUCAAGCACCCAAACAGACAUUUCCAUGUUUUGGGGGGGCAAUAUGGCAAGCCUCAAGAUCACUAAGAAGCACCACAGACACCUCAACAAUCCCUUCCCUUCUCCACCCAAAUCCCUCCCUUUCCUCCUGGGGUCUCUGUUCCUCGAUUCCCCUGCCCUUCCCUCGACUGGGAUUUAUCCAAUCGGGCAAGACUUUCAGCUCGCUUGGAGCUCCAAGAAUGGCGGGUGUUUCUCCAUUUCUCACAGAUCGCAGCCCGAAAAGACCAUAUGGUCGACUGUCCCGGGACAGGCCUUUGUCUCUGCUGCCAUGGCGGAGACAGAGGUGGAAGAAAGUAGGGGAUCCUUUCUCGUGAAAGACAGGAAAGUCCACCUGCUCUGUGAUCACCAGACUGUCGAAGAUAUCAGUUUGAUCGAUAAUCCUGACAGCUUGUUCGAAGUUGAUGAAUGUUUUUCAUCUGGGUGCUCAGAGUUGCAUCAGGACGACCUCAGGGAUAUGAAGUUCCCUGUUCUGUCCAUCAGUGGCAGGAUAUUCAGCAAGAAGAAACGGCUACGAGACUACCCAUUUCCGAGGAGUGGACGGUUUCAGACAAAGGAAACUUCCACCUCUGCAAGAUAUUGGGUCUUCUUUGAUCAGAAAAGUAGUAGAGAUAUCGGAUUUCAAGUGAAGCUCGGAGCACCCGACUUUCACAUAACAAAAUCUUCUCCCGGAAAAUACCGGGGGAUCCGGGCUAAACUUGGCCGUAUCCGGAAGAAGAAACUCGGAUGGUUUUGGUUCUUUCCAAGGCCGAAAGGUAUAAUAGCAGUUGCCUCUCCAGAGGAGGAAACAGCAGAAAUGAAGUUGCCCGAGUCCGCGGAAUUCAACAGGGUCUGUUUCACUUAUUCAAGUGAAGAGAAUGAGAGAUUUUAUGGCUUCGGGGAGCAGUUCUCUCACAUGGACUUCAAGGGCAAACGGGUCCCCAUUUUUGUUCAGGAACAAGGCAUCGGAAGAGGUGAUCAGCCCAUAACUUUUGCAGCAAACUUAGUCAGUCACAGGGCCGGAGGCGACUGGAGCACGACUUAUGCACCUUCACCCUUCUACAUGACAUCUAGAAUGAGAUCCCUUUACCUUGAAGGGUAUAACUAUUCCAUAUUCGACCUAACAAGGCAAGAUAGAGUCCAAAUACAGAUAUAUGGAAAUUCCGUUCAAGGAAGACUAUUGCAUGGAAACUCACCUACUGAGCUCAUCAAGCAGUUCACCGAGAAUAUUGGAAGGCCUCCAGAGCUGCCAGAGUGGAUCAUAUCAGGAGCUGUCGUUGGAAUGCAGGGUGGAACUGACAUGGUCUAUAAUGUAUGGGAUGAGCUGAAGGCCUAUGAUGUUCCCAUUUCAGCAUUCUGGUUGCAGGAUUGGGUAGGGCAGAGAGAAACUUUCAUUGGGUCACAACUAUGGUGGAAUUGGGAAGUGGAUACAAGAAGGUAUUGGGGAUGGCGAAAGCUUAUUCAAGAUCUAGAUGCCCAGCACAUAAAAAUGAUGACAUACUGCAAUCCCUGUCUAGCUCCGGUUGAUGGCAAACCAAACAAAAGGAGGAUGUUGUUCGAGGAGGCAAAGAGUUUGGGCAUCUUAGUGAAAGAUAAAAAUGGAGAGCUGUACAUGGUCCCAAACACGGCUUUUGAUGUCGGUAUGUUAGAUUUGACACACCCAGAUACAACAAGUUGGUUUAAGAGAAUUUUACAGGAAAUGGUGGAUGAAGGGGUAAGAGGAUGGAUGGCUGAUUUUGGUGAAGGCCUCCCAGUGGAUGCCACCCUCUAUUCAGGUGAAGAUCCAAUAACAGCUCAUAACAGAUAUCCAGAACUGUGGGCCCGAAUAAACCGAGAAUUCGUGGAUGAAUGGAAAAGCAACCAUAGAGAAGAAGAAGAUGAACCUGUUUUCUUCGUGAGAGCUGGUUUCAGAGAUAGUCCUAAAUGGGCUAUGCUGUUCUGGGAAGGAGACCAAAUGGUAAGUUGGCAGACUAACGAUGGGAUCAAGAGUGCGGUGGUUGGCCUACUGAGCAGUGGACUCUCCGGGUAUGCUCUUAACCACAGUGAUAUUGGAGGCUACUGUGCAGUGAGCUUCCCUCUGAUCAAGUACCACAGGAGCGAAGAGUUGCUACUGAGAUGGAUGGAGCUGAAUUCUCUAACAACUGUCUUCAGGACCCAUGAGGGAAACAAGCCAUCCUGCAACAGCCAGUUCUACUCAAACAACAGAACCCUAUCGCAUUUUGCACGGUUUGCUAAAGUAUACAGUGCCUGGAAAUUCUACAGAAUUCAACUCAUAAAGGAAGCGGCUCAGAAAGGUUUGCCAGUUUGCCGGCACAUGUUUCUCCACUAUCCCGAUGAUGAAAAUGUGCAAGGAUUUACUUAUCAGCAAUUCCUGGUUGGAACGGAAAUCCUAGUAGUGCCUGUCCUCGACAAGGGAAAGAACAAUGUGAAGGCCUACUUUCCAAAAGGAGAAACUUGUUCUUGGAAACAUAUCUGGACAGGAAACCUAUACAGGAAUCAAGAAGCUAGGGUGGAAGCUCCAAUAGGCUAUCCUGCUGUAUUUGUUAAGGAUGGCUCUACAGUUGGGGAGACAUUUCUGAAAAAUCUAAGGGACUUGAAAAUUCUUUCUAAGCGCUCAUGAUUCUUUAAUGUAAAAUAAGUCAUGAUUUAUAGAUAAUGAAUACUCUUCCUCUCUCUAUUGCAAAUCUACAUGCCUUUUAACUUCCGAA